Cuculus canorus (common cuckoo) is the source of this 3959-nucleotide messenger RNA. It is a transcript of the gene CCDC191, whose product is annotated as coiled-coil domain containing 191. Gene Ontology annotation, molecular function: phosphatase binding. Bases 103 to 2763 code for a protein of 886 amino acids. The record is from RefSeq and is a predicted model, not a curated record. The transcript has 17 exons. Lineage: Eukaryota; Metazoa; Chordata; Aves; Cuculiformes; Cuculidae.
UCAGCCUGCGCCGCUGGGGAGGAGCUUCUCCCUCGCCUCAGCCUCCUCCUCUUCUCCGCCCCGUGCAGAGCGGGCGGUUCGCUAGGGUUGCCCGGCGUGGCCAUGGCCACCCCGGGGCGGCGCCGCCGCGCAGCGCCCCAGGCAAGGUUUGACUCUAGUAACUCGGAACACUGGAUCAAGAGAGUAGAGCAAGCCUCUGAGUGUGCUGUCUCUGAAGCUUUUUCCUUUCAGAAGUCAAGGUAUCAACCGGGGCCUUGUUGUCCUGUGAUGAGUUUGGAAACUGUGGAACAACUGCAAGAUCAUGAUGAAGCCUAUGAGGAAGCCCAAGAGCUGCUCAGUAACUGGAUGAACUCCAAACUGCAACUGGAGCUGACAAGCAAGGAAGAGGAAGUUGGCUCUGUACUCCUGGAAGAGCGUUCUGCAGCCCCUCUGAAGUAUGAGCAGUUUGAUGACUUGUGCAGCUAUCUGGAACAUGAACUGGAAAGUUCUUCUGUCCAAGUAUACCUACAGCAUCUUUUGCAGAGUGAAGUUCUGAACUGUGGGAUAAUGGAAAACCUUAGGCUUGAAGACAUCAAGGAAAAAAAAAAACUUGUAGAUCCACGAAUAAUCAUGGAGCUCAGACACAAGCAGGUGAAAGAAAACCGAAUGAGGCGUCAGAAGGCAUUAGAGCUUCAGGGGCAAGAAAAGCUCCUGAAGAAAUCAGUUUUGUCUAAGGCAAAGUUCCAAGGACAGGAGGAAGACAGAAGGAAGGCUCUGAAGGAGGAAGAGGAGAUCCAGAGGAUAAUGGUGAAGCUGCGAAAGGAAAUGGCUGAUAAGAGACACACUGUGGCAGAAGCAUGGAGAACGGAGGCGAAGAGAGUAGAAAAAAGGCAGGAGCUGUCAGUGCAGGAGGUACCUAUUACUGCGUCAUCACCCCGGGUCCUGAAGACAGAAGAGCAAGAAGGGGAGAAACAGAUAAAGUCUCAGGAGCUGCUGCACAGGAUUCACAUCAAUAAGCAGAGAUGCAUGCAACAACAUUUCUCUGCUUGGCUGAAAGUUGUUCUGGAGCACAGAAUUAAAAUGAGAAGAGCCAAAGCCCUUGCUGACUGGAGAUGCCAACUGAAGGCCCUGCGAGCCUGGAGAAACUAUACUUGGGCCCAGAAAGUAGCGCAGGAAACACAGCAAUUGGAAGCUCAUCUCCAAGAUCAAAACAGGAAGAAACAACUGUCUGCGGAGCAUAACCAGCGACGUAUUUUGCACCGCUGCUUUCUAGCGUGGCAAUGCUGGAGCCAAGCAGAGAAAGAAAAGCGAGAGCUGCAGAUCAAGAGGGAGGAGACAAAGAGAAAGAUGGCACAGCUGCUGGAGGCAGUGUCACAGGGGAAGGGUGGUCUGGACAGGCCACUGGAGAUUAACAAGCCUGGGACAGCAGAAGUGAACCAUCAUCAAGAUAGGCAGCAAGACAAGCCAACUGAAACUUGCCUCAUACAGAAAGAACCUGAUCAGACCAAAGACCACUCUCAUUGGGAUGCUGUUCAUACAUCUUAUUCCUACAGAAAACCCAAAUUUGCUUGGAAGGUUACCUUAAAAUCUGCAGCGCCGAGUGCCCAGGGCCAGGCUGUAUACAGUAAUCAAACAGCCACUCUCCCUCAGCAGUUUCAGGCAGCUGGUCCAAAGAAAGCUCCUGCUUAUGGUAGCCGUUUCGAACACCGUCAUGCCUUCCAGCAACGUCUGAUUGAGGAGCAGAGGCAGCAGCUUCAGAAACAGCAAGAGCUGAUCCUUGAACUGCAGGAAAACCAGAGACUGAACAGAGCUAAAGAAGAGGCAGCACAAGCCACAGGUGUAACUUGGUCACUUAACAACUCAGCCUUAGAAGCCAGAGAGGAAAACCAAUCCAUAUGCAACAAUACAACCCAUGUGAGUCUGCCUGUUUCUCAUGGGCCAGAAAACACAAGGGCAGUGAUGCAAGGCACAAGGCCCUCCAGCAAGCUGACUUCAGCUCAUCCCAUACUGAAAGCUAUGGAAGAGAGAGCAAUUCAGCGGGCAGAAAGGAGGAGGAAACUAGAAGAAGCCAGACAACAAAGAGAAAAGGAAAAAUUGGCCCAGCUGAAGGCUGAAGAGGAAGCACGACAGAGGAAGGAGGCUGAGGAAAAGGAAGCUCAGCAGGAAAAACGACGGGAGGAGAGAAGGCAGCAGAAGCUGAAAGAGCUGGAGAAGCAGAGGAGGCUGGAGAAAGACCAGCAGCUUCAGAAAAAAGCCAGAGAUCACUAUGAGAUGGUCCUGCUCAGAAAGCUGGGAAUGGUGCCAUGGAAGAGGCUGAGAAAGCAAGCGAAGGAAAACCUGUUGGUGGCACAAAGGCACCAUUGCUUGGGCCUGCAGAGGAAAUGCCUGGUGAUGUGGCUCCAGUACACCCAAGACAGCCUGAAGGAGAAGGAGUCUCGGGCUGAGGACUUCUAUUCCCGUACAUUGCUGAGAUGGGGCUUCAGGAACUGGCUAAAGUACAAGGAUUAUCUCUCCGCUCUGGAGGAGAGAGUGAGAACCCUUCAUGCCACGUGCCUCAUGAGGAAGUACAUCAGGGCAUGGUUUGAUCUGAUGAUGGAGGAAAAGAGUAUGUUAUGGAAAAAGCUGAAGAUUGCUACUGAACACAGUAACAAGAGACUCCUGCGGAAUGCAUUCAAAGCAUGGAGGCAAUACCCACUACUGAUGAAAAAGGAAAGAGAAAGAGAGGAAAGAAGAAACCAGCUGCGCAGGAGAGUUGCUGAAAUUCUCCCUGAUUUCCAGACAUGACAGAAGGGAAUCAAAGGAGACUAGGAAAGGGGACAAAAAGACUCCUUCUUUUCUGUGCCAUCUUCCUACUGACUGAAACAAAUCCAAGGGGAAGUCUUGUCCAGUGCAAAGGGUCUUACAGUCAAAGCAAGCUCCCUGGGGCCACUGCUCUAAUAACUUAAGUAUAUAUGACAACUGAUGGUUUCACUUUGUACUUCAGGGGGUUAUUCCCCACAAGGACCUUCUUGUUUGAAGUCCCUGUAGGGGUAUCUUGGCUAGUGGCAGUGAGGCCUAGGUAACCAAAGCCUAGCACGGGGUGUUUCAGGCCAAAACCCACUUCUACAUGAAGAGUUUUUGCAAGCAGCCCUGGCACAAAUCCUCCUCCAGCACAGGAAGCACUGAACUGCACCUAUUUUUUCCUUAAGCAGUAACCUGCUGCUUUUCUAUUGCCAGCACUCUAGCAUGACACAGCUUGAUCAGAGAGCAAACAGACUUGUCUACUGACUCCUGCUAACCACUACUGCGAACUUGGCCACCCAGAGAACAGUUUCUGAUUAACUGUGCCAAGAAAGUUAGGAUGGGAGGAGAGGAGAGAAGAGCUAUUUACGCAAAUCGUAUUUGCUAAAAGUCCAGAUCACAGCAUCACAUAUGGACAAGCUAAAACCUGCACUCUUUUUCAAGGGACUGCCUAGUUUGCAGCACUGGCCAGCUCAUGAGCACGAGUGCUUUGAUUGCGGUGGCAAGCAGUGAUUCCAAGUUUAGAAACCCCAAUCUUCAUAUCAUUCAAACAGUUUCCAAGCUGGUUAACUGUAAUAUUUAAGGGUGUAUUGUGCAAGUCAGUCUGAGUCUUUUACACUUGAUCCAGCACACCAAAAAAAAAACCAACCCAAAAUCCAAGAAAAAGGCAGAUUAUAUUUUUACAUACUGUAAGUUGACGUGAUUAAAAUGAAAGUUUCUUAUUUCUAUUUAACUUCAACCUGUAGCAUAGUGCAGAUAGGCUAAUGCUGCUAAGGUACAGUAUGUCUUGUCUUAGCAACAGCAUAAGGCAGAAAUCUGGCAUUGCUUCCCUCUCACAACAAGAUAGGCAAAGUUCUCUCCAAAAGCAUUUGGCAGUACAGGGAGCACUUGGGUAACACCAGGAAGAUGACAGUUUACUAUUACCCAUUGUAUUGGAUAAUUUUUAAAUCUUGUAUAUGCAUUGAAAGUUUCCAAUAAAC